Molecule: messenger RNA, 7272 nt
Organism: Rhinopithecus roxellana (golden snub-nosed monkey)
Lineage: Eukaryota; Metazoa; Chordata; Mammalia; Primates; Cercopithecidae
Gene: PITPNM2
Product: phosphatidylinositol transfer protein membrane associated 2
Exons: 27
Coding region: 453-4736 (1427 amino acids)
Biological process (GO): phospholipid transport
Cellular component (GO): cytoplasm
Molecular function (GO): metal ion binding; phosphatidylinositol transfer activity; phosphatidylcholine intramembrane carrier activity
Source: RefSeq, a predicted model, not a curated record
UCGAGCCGCCGGGGCUGGAGGAGGGAGCGGAGACCCAGGCAGGGAGGAGGGUGUGGCGUGCGGGAACCCCGCUCAGGAGAUGGCCUCAGUGAGUCGCCGACCCCGGAUUCGUGCCCGAAACGCUGAUUUCCGAAUUUCCGUCGGUCGCGGCCGCGUGGGGGACUCCCGCCAGGGACAAGUGUCAGCGGUCGGGGGGCAGGCGUGGGCAGUGCCGGUGCCAGGGCGAGGAAGGGGCUGUCGGCAGGAAACGGAGAAUGCUGGCACGUGUGUCCUGGUCCUUGACACCCUUCUGUGAGCCUAGGGACCCAUUUCUCCUCCUGUGACAGGGACAUCGGUGGAACCGUCUCAGACCCACAGGGGUCCUUGGUGAAUUUUGUAAUGGUUAUUUAAGGAACCUUGCCUAGAAGUCCCAACUUGCAGUUCCCCAUUGACGGGAAGGCUUGGACUCCAAGAUGAUUAUAAAGGAAUAUCGGAUUCCUCUGCCAAUGACCGUGGAGGAGUACCGCAUUGCCCAGCUGUACAUGAUACAGGUGCUUUUGUCCCCACAGAAGAAGAGCCGUAACGAGACAUAUGGUGAAGGCAGCGGCGUGGAGAUCCUGGAGAACCGGCCGUACACAGAUGGCCCAGGCGGCUCUGGGCAGUACACACACAAGGUGUAUCAUGUGGGCAUGCACAUCCCCAGCUGGUUCCGCUCCAUCCUGCCCAAGGCAGCCCUGCGGGUGGUGGAGGAGUCCUGGAAUGCCUACCCCUACACCCGAACCAGGUUCACCUGCCCUUUCGUGGAGAAAUUCUCCAUCGACAUUGAAACAUUUUAUAAAACUGAUGCUGGAGAAAACCCCGACGUGUUCAACCUCUCUCCUGUGGAAAAGAACCAGCUGACAAUCGACUUCAUCGACAUUGUCAAAGACCCUGUGCCCCACAACGAGUAUAAGACAGAAGAGGACCCCAAACUGUUCCAGUCAACCAAGACCCAGCGGGGACCCCUGUCAGACAACUGGAUCGAGGAGUACAAGAAGCAGGUCUUCCCCAUCAUGUGUGCAUACAAGCUCUGCAAGGUGGAGUUCCGCUACUGGGGCAUGCAGUCCAAGAUCGAGAGGUUCAUCCAUGACACCGGACUACGGAGGGUGAUGGUGCGGGCUCACCGGCAGGCCUGGUGCUGGCAGGACGAGUGGUAUGGGCUGAGCAUGGAGAACAUCCGGGAGCUGGAGAAGGAGGCGCAGCUCAUGCUUUCCCGUAAGAUGGCCCAGUUCAAUGAGGAUGGUGAGGAGGCCACUGAGCUCAUCAAGCAUGAAGCUGCCUCGGACCAGGCCUCUGGGGAGCCCCCGGAGCCCAGCAGCAGCAACGGGGAGCCCCUGGUGGGGCGGGGCCUCAAGAAACAGUGGUCCACAUCCUCCAAGUCGUCUCGGUCGUCCAAGCGGGGAGCGAGUCCUUCCCGCCACAGCAUCUCGGAGUGGAGGAUGCAGAGUAUCGCCAGGGACUCGGACGAGAGCUCAGACGACGAGUUCUUCGAUGCGCACGAGGACCUGUCUGACACAGAGGAAAUGUUCCCCAAGGACAUCACCAAGUGGAGUUCCAAUGACCUCAUGGACAAGAUCGAGAGCCCAGAGCCGGAAGACACACAAGAUGGUCUGUACCGCCAGAGCUCCCCUGAGUUCAGGGUGGCCUCCAGUGUGGAACAGCUGAACAUCAUAGAGGACGAGGUUAGCCAGCCGCUGGCUGCACCGCCCUCCAAGAUCCACGUGCUGCUACUGGUGCUGCACGGAGGCACCAUCCUGGAUACGGGCGCCGGGGACCCCAGUUCCAAGAAGGGUGAUGCCAACACCAUCGCCAAUGUGUUCGACACUGUCAUGCGUGUGCACUACCCCAGCGCCCUGGGCCGCCUUGCCAUCCGCCUGGUGCCCUGCCCGCCCGUCUGCUCUGACGCCUUUGCCCUGGUCUCCAACCUCAGCCCCUACAGCCAUGACGAAGGCUGUCUGUCCAGCAGUCAGGACCACAUUCCCCUGGCUGCCCUCCCCCUGCUGGCCACCUCCUCCCCCCAGUACCAGGAGGCGGUUGCCACAGUGAUUCAGCGAGCCAACCUUGCCUAUGGGGACUUCAUCAAGUCCCAGGAGGGCAUGACCUUCAAUGGGCAGGUCUGCCUGAUUGGGGACUGCGUCGGGGGCAUCCUGGCAUUUGAUGCCCUAUGCUACAGCAACCAGCCGGUGUCUGAGAGUCAAAGCAGCAGCCGCCGGGGCAGUGUGGUCAGCAUGCAGGACAACGACAUGCUGUCCCCGGGCAUUCUGGUGAAUGCAGCACACUGCUCCGGUGGUGGCAACAGUGGUGGUGGUGGCAGUAGUGGUGGCUCCAGCCUGGAGAGCAGUCGGCACCUGAGCCGAAGCAACGUCGACAUCCCCCGCAGCAAUGGCCCCGAGGACCCCAAAAGGCAGCUGCCCCGCAAGAGGAGCGACUCGUCCACCUAUGAGCUAGACACCAUCCAGCAGCACCAGGCCUUCCUGUCCAGCCUCCAUGCCAGCGUGCUGAGGACUGAGCCCUGCUCACGCCAUUCCAGCAGCUCCACCAUGCUGGACGGCACAGGUGCCCUGGGCAGGUUUGACUUUGAGAUCACGGACCUCUUCCUCUUCGGGUGCCCCCUGGGGCUGGUCCUGGCCUUGAGGAAGACUGUCAUCCCAGCCCUGGAUGUUUUCCAGCUGCGGCCGGCCUGCCAGCAAGUCUACAACCUCUUCCACCCCGCGGACCCGUCAGCGUCGCGCCUGGAGCCGCUGCUGGAACGGCGCUUCCACGCUCUGCCGCCUUUCAGUGUCCCCCGCUACCAACGCUACCCGCUGGGGGACGGCUGCUCCACACUGCUGGGUGAGAGGCACAUUCCGCCCUGCUCCUCUAGGGGAAGGUCGGGGAGGCGUGGCUCCCUGGCCUCUAGGUCCUCCAUGCCACGUGGUUCUUCCCCAGUCGAGACCGUGCAGAGAAACCCUGAGCUGGUCCUGGAGGGCGGCCCCCUGGCCCCUCUCCCCCACGGGGACAGCUUCCUGGAAACCAGUAUGCCUGUUCCCGCGCCCACCUGGCAAGACGGGCCCCGCCCGGACUCUGCCGAGUCAGAUGUGCUCCAGACCCACAAUGUGGCCUUCCAAGAGCAUGCCACCCCCUCCUCGCCCAGCCCUGCCCCUGCCAGUCGUGGCUUCCGCCGAGCCAGUGAGAUCAGCAUCGCCAGCCAGGUGUCAGGCAUGGCCGAGAGCUACACGGCAUCCAGCAUUGCCCAGAAGGCCCCCGAUGCGCUCAGCCAUACCCCCAGCGUCAGGCGUCUGUCCCUGCUCGCCCUGCCCCCACCCCGCCCUAUCACCCCUGGCCCCCACCCUCCAGCCAGGCAGGCGAGCCCCAGCCUGGAGAGGGCCCCCGGCCUCCCUGAGCUGGACAUCAGAGAAGUCGCUGCAAAGUGGUGGGGCCAGAAGCGGAUCGACUAUGCCCUGUACUGCCCUGAUGCCCUCACGGCCUUCCCCACUGUGGCUCUGCCUCACCUCUUCCACGCCAGCUACUGGGAGUCAACAGACGUGGUCUCCUUCCUGCUGAGACAGGUCAUGAGGCAUGACAACUCCAGCAUCUUGGAGCUGGAUGGCAAGGAAGUGUCGGUGUUCACCCCCUCCAAGCCAAGAGAGAAGUGGCAGCGCAAGCGGACCCACGUGAAGCUGCGGAACGUGACGGCCAACCACCGGAUCAAUGAUGCCCUCGCCAAUGAGGACGGCCCCCAGGUUCUGACGGGCAGGUUCAUGUAUGGGCCCCUGGACAUGGUCACCCUGACUGGGGAGAAGGUGGAUGUGCACAUCAUGACCCAGCCACCCUCGGGCGAGUGGCUCUACCUGGAUACGCUGGUGACCAACAACAGUGGGCGUGUCUCCUACACCAUCCCUGAGUCGCACCGCCUGGGCGUGGGUGUCUACCCCAUCAAGAUGGUGGUCAGGGGAGACCACACGUUUGCCGACAGCUACAUCACUGUGCUGCCCAAGGGCACAGAGUUCGUGGUCUUCAGCAUCGACGGUUCCUUUGCCGCUAGCGUGUCCAUCAUGGGCAGUGACCCCAAGGUGCGGGCCGGGGCCGUGGACGUGGUGCGGCACUGGCAGGACCUGGGCUACCUCAUCAUCUACGUGACGGGCCGACCCGACAUGCAGAAGCAGCGGGUGGUGGCGUGGCUGGCCCAGCACAACUUCCCCCACGGCGUGGUGUCCUUCUGUGAUGGCCUGGUGCAUGACCCGCUGCGGCACAAGGCCAACUUCCUGAAGCUGCUCAUCUCCGAGCUGCACCUGCGCGUGCAUGCGGCCUACGGCUCCACCAAGGACGUGGCGGUCUACAGCGCCAUCAGCCUAUCCCCCAUGCAGAUCUACAUCGUGGGCCGGCCCACCAAGAAGCUGCAGCAGCAGUGCCAGUUCAUCACGGACGGCUACGCAGCCCACCUGGCGCAGCUGAAGUACAGCCACCGGGCGCGGCCUGCUCGCAACACAGCCACCCGCAUGGCGCUGCGCAAGGGCAGCUUCGGCCUGCCUGGCCAGGGUGACUUCCUGCGUUCUCGCAACCACCUGCUUCGCACCAUCUCGGCCCAGCCCAGCAGGCCCAGCCACCGGCACGAGCGGACACAGAGCCAGGCAGAUGGCGAGCAGCGGGGCCAGCGCAGCAUGAGCAUGGCGGCCGGCUGCUGGGGCCGCGCCAUGACUGGCCGCCUGGAGCCGGGGGCGGCCACGGGCCCCAAGUAGGGCACCCUGAGUGCAGUACGAGGUCUCCAUGGUGCUAGGAGGCCUGGCCUGGGUACAUGCAGAGACGUGGGCCAGGGAGCUUGUCCCAGGGCCUUGCAGAGGACACGGGCCACACCACACAGUGCUCCCUGCCCUGCCUCACGUCCUCAGGCCUGACGGGUCCAGCUUGUCAUGGAAGCUGGCAGGGACCACCAGCCCCAGGAUGGCAGAGGGACCAGGACUCCCCACUCAGACUGGCCUGGGAGGCUCUCCCAGACAUUUUGCCCUGCGUGGAUCUCCAAGUGUCCUGGUGCCAGGUGUGGGCCCAAGCCCAGCCUGCCACCUCCCAAUUCACUGGCCACCCUCACUCCCAGGUCCCCUCCCAUUUGGUAGCAGCUCCAACAGGGGUCCAGCCUGCAUCUUGUUAACUCGAGUUUCUCAACUGUUCAACCUCACUGGUUUUGCACUGAUUUUUGAGAGCGGAGACCCAUUGCCACCUCCUAUGGCUACAGACCCGUUGACAUGCAUGAAACUCAGUACCUGCUGACCCAGGACCUACAACCACACUGAAGGCUCCAGUGCGGCAGAGCCUCGUGCAAGCAGGAGAGAAAGGCCGUAUCUUAAUUUCUGCACCCCGGACCCUGCCCACCUGUCCGCCUGCCCUGCCUGGAGCCCAGGCCAGUGUUGUUUCCAGCCUCAGGCCACAGGCUGGACGGGCCUGGCCGCCUCUUCCGCUCCCUGCCAUCAGUCAAGGCCGCCCGCCCACGUUUCUACGCCUUUCUACUUCUCAAUCUGAUUUCUAUGAGGUUUUUUUAAAUGAGCAAUCCUUGGCUGCUUCCUUUUCUUAACUCUUUCAGUACUGAGAGCAGCCCCUCCACACUGAAAACACCCAGCACUGUGACGGAGUCCAGCCUGGUUCUGGGUCCCGUGGGCCCUGCUCCUGCCCACUCAGCGAGGCAUGGGCUCCUUGCCUCACCCGGCCCCCGGCAAUCCCACUGAAUUUCUACUCUGGGGUGGGUGGGGCACACACUUCGGUUUUUUUAAAGCCAAUUCCGUUUUCAUGCCGAAUCUAAGAAGCCACAACUUGCUUUGUCAGCUUCAGGGCAGGCAGCCAUGACUUCAUUUCUCACCUGAACAAGGACCAUGCUGUCCUGCACGCUGGGUCUGACCGUCUGCCCUCUCUCCCCAGCACCAAGCGUACCUUGGCUGUGGCGCUCAAUGGCCAGCUCCAGUGGCCCCUCUGCUGCUCCUCGGCUUUCCCUGAGGUGGGAGAGCCUGCCUGGCCUCAGCCUUUGUCCAGCGAACAGGCUACGUCCCCAAGAAGCUACGGCUGACCUGGGCCUGGCGUUGGGCCGCGUGGACGGGGCUGGGGAGGUGCACAGAGUGAUGUUAACUUUUUCUUGUGUGUAGAUAUGUACAGCCAAAGGGUCGUGUAAAUGUUCUGCAAAAGUGGGUCUAUACAGAGUGAAAGCUAUUUAUUUUGUGCAGAGAAAAAUGUCUGGAGGGAUGGAACCUUCAGGGUUUAUUCAUAUUUAAGAUGUAGCUUUUUGUUGUUGUUUCAGGCAUUAUGUAUAAAGCAACGAUUAUUUUAUGGACCAAGUUUUCAUGUAACUAUUGCAGUGAAAGUGCAAUAUCUGACACCCCUGCUCCCAGCGGGAAGUCGCUUGGCCCGACAAUCACAGCCCUGGUCAGGGGCCCUGUGGCCAGUGCCUCCUCCACUCUCGGCCCCACCUCAUCUUGUCUUGCCUGCUGCCUCGGUGACCAGCCAUCCAGAGAAGCACCUGGAAGAGUCUCGGGCCCUCCUGCAAUAAAGGCCGGGAGGCCCUGUGGGCAGUGGGCUCAGCCUCUCCCUAGGGGGCAGCUCCCCCACGGCUCCUCGGCUCCUCGCUCCCCACCUGCCUGCCCAGCCGCCAGCCACGCCAAGGACAACAGCAAUAGUCCCCUGGGGCUCUCCCAGCGGCCCUCAGCCAUAGAUGGCGAGGUGGGCAGCCUGUCCCCCAUGGGAAGUCUCUUCUGCAUCCAGGUCUGCUUUCCUCCUCCCUUCAGAUUCCUUUUGGCACAUUCUCCUCUUGAGGAAGCACCAGUCUUUCUGAAACUAAGAGAGGGAAGGCAACGUCCUUUAAAAAUACCAAAAAUGUUUACAGAGUUGGGUGCUGAGCUGCAGAGCUCAGGCCUGACCAGUCAUAACCAAAGGGUGAGGCAGGCCUUGCUGACUGCCACCCCCCAGGCCUGUUAGAAUAGAAGCCUUAGUCCUACUCCCACCACACCCCCAGGCCCCAGGCCCCACCACCUGCCUUCUCUUUGAUUUCUAAAGAGGGAUUCAGCAGAGACCCUCACCCCUCCCUGGCUCGGUCUGAGUCCCACUGCCCGCCCCAUCACAGCCUUCACGUCUCAGCCCCUCCUGUCUGGUCUGUCCAUGUGCCAUCUGUCUCUCUGGGCCAUGUGUGAGCAGCAUCCCCACUCUCCCCACCCGUCCCUGCUGUCCCCGCAUCAUUGGGCCUGAGUGUGCUCUGUAUACGUCAUGUCUCUUACACCAAUUAAAGAAGCGGGAAGGCUU